Messenger RNA from Penicilliopsis zonata CBS 506.65, 1226 nucleotides. RefSeq lists its product as hypothetical. The coding region runs from base 34 to 1074 and encodes 346 amino acids. The transcript has 2 exons. The record is from RefSeq and is a predicted model, not a curated record. Lineage: Eukaryota; Fungi; Ascomycota; Eurotiomycetes; Eurotiales; Aspergillaceae. Gene Ontology annotation, molecular function: glucosidase activity. Gene Ontology annotation, biological process: pectin catabolic process.
UCUAACCUUCCCUUCUCUACCUUCUUGACCAUCAUGAAGAGUCUUCUUCUCCUCGGGCUGGCAUCCGCCGUGUCGGCAUUGACCUACGUCGGGGCCGACAUCUCCUCCCUCUUGGUGGAAGAAGAGGCCGGGAUCAGCUACCGGAACGCGGACGGCGAGGUGCAAGCCCUGGAGGACAUCCUCGUCGCGGACGGGGUGACUUCUGUGCGGCAGCGUGUGUGGGUGACCGAUGGGACGUACGGCAUUGAUUAUAACAUCGAGUUGGCGAAGAGGGUCAAGGCUGCCGGGAUGGGGAUUUAUCUCGAUUUACAUCUGAGUGAUACCUGGGCGAGUCCGAGUGAGCAGACAACCCCCUCCGGAUGGUCGACGACUGAUAUCGAUACGCUCACCUGGCAACUAUACAACUACACGAAGCUGGUGUGCGACGAGUUCGCCGCGAACGACCUGCAGAUUGACCUGAUCUCGAUCGGCAACGAGAUUAGUGCGGGCCUGCUGUGGCCGCUGGGGUCGACGGACAGCUACUACAACAUCGCGAGCCUGCUGCACUCGGGCGCGUGGGGGGUCAAGGACUCGACGCAGACGACGACCCCCAAGAUCAUGAUCCAUCUCAACAACGGCUGGGAGUGGGAGCUGCAGGAAUACUUCUACUCGACUGUGCUGGCCGAGGGCCCGCUGUUGACCACCGACUUUGACGUGAUGGGCGUCUCGUUCUAUCCGUUUUACAGCGACGAGGCGACCCUCACCGCGCUGCAGUCCAGUCUCACAGACAUGUACUCCACUUGGGGCAAGGACAUCCUCGUCGUCGAGACCAACUGGCCCUAUUCCUGCCCGGACCCGGAGUACGCCUUUCCCUCCGACCUGACUGAUAUUCCCUUCUCCGCGGCCGGGCAGACAGAGUUCAUGGAGCAGCUGGCCGCCGUCGUCAAGGACGUCACCGGCGGCGAGGGGCUCUACUACUGGGAGCCUGCUUGGGUGGGCAACGCGGACCUGGGGUCCAGCUGUGCCGAUAAUCUGCUGGUCAGCUCGGAUACUGACGAGGUGCGCUCCAGUAUGGCUGUUUUUGCCGAUAUCUGAUCCUCACGGGAGUAUAUGAUCGUUGAUCGAUCUUGUCUUUCUCCUUCUAUUCUAAUUCUUCUUUUCUGCACUGUUGAUCAACGUGUUGUGGCUGUGCAUUGUAUUAAGCACUACUUCUGUAGGAACUAUUAUUAGCAAUUUUAUGCAGAAAC